This is a messenger RNA of Cyclocybe aegerita, 1122 nucleotides long. The record is from the annotation of a GenBank genome assembly. NCBI's taxonomy places the organism in Eukaryota, Fungi, Basidiomycota, Agaricomycetes, Agaricales, Hemipholiotaceae.
AUGCCUGAAGAACCCUCAGCGUCAACCUCAAGCGGUAAAAUGGGCAAAAAGCCUGUUACGAUCAUCACAAUCGGCAUGGCAGGCGCAGGGAAGUCGACCUUCGUCUCGCGGCUGAACUCUUACCUGCAUUCCCUGAACCCGCCCUCACCACCGUACAUCCUUAAUCUCGAUCCCGCCGUCACAUAUGUGCCGUACGACCCGAACAUUGACAUUAGAGAUACUGUCAACUAUCAGGAGGUUAUGAAGCAAUACAAUCUAGGUCCCAAUGGCGGGAUCCUGACUGCGCUCAACCUUUUCACGACCAAGUUCGAUCAGGUGUUGGACCUUGUGGAGAAGAGAGCGGAAACCGUUGAUUAUGUGAUCCUUGACACACCAGGCCAAAUCGAGAUCUUCACCUGGUCAGCUUCUGGUGCUAUUAUCACAGACGCUGUAGCGUCGUCACUGCCGACGGUCGUUGCGUACAUCAUCGACACUCCACGGACAACGGCACCAGCGACGUUUAUGUCCAACAUGCUAUAUGCGUGCAGCAUCCUCUAUAAAACGAAGCUGCCCUUCAUCCUCGUCUUCAACAAGACGGAUGCUCAGCCGCACGACUUCGCCCUGGAGUGGAUGUCGGAUUUCGAGGAGUUCCAAGCGGCUCUGGCAACACAUGGAGGGACGAGAGACUCGGAAGGCGAGCCGACGUAUAUGAACAGUCUUAUGAACAGCAUGAGCUUGGUGUUGGAUGAAUUUUAUAAGAACCUGAAGGCUGUUGGCGUCUCUAGCUUGACGGGAGAUGGAUUCAAGCAAUUCCUAGAAGCCGUUGAAAACUCUCGAGAAGAGUAUGAAAAGGAAUAUCUGCCCGAGCUUGAACGUGCCCGAGCAGAAAAAGCGAAGACAUUACAAGCAGCCAAGGAGGACUCCAUGAAUCGUUUGAUGAAGGACCUGGCGGUCGAUCGCGCGCGGAAUCCUGCCGGCGCACUCGCCGACCACUGGGAUCCAGAAGAGGAAGAGGAUGAUGACGACGACGACGAGUUCAGUAUUGUUGACCGAUCGGAAGAGAGAGGUCCUGACGAAUACAUUGACCUAACACGAGCCGGGCGACACGACGCAGAGAACAUAUCUUGGCCGAGACCGAGUUAG